AACGGCUGCACUCGGAAAGCUGCUGAGCUAAUGGCCGAAUUAGAUAUUGGAAAAUAUUGUCAAGUCGAUUCCUGCAAUCUGAAAGAUUUUCUUCCAUUUGUUUGCGAUUCCUGCAGUGGUGUUUACUGUCUUGAGCACAGAAGCAGGGAGGCUCACUCAUGUUCAGAGGAGCCGGUAAAAAGGGAAUCCCGAACUGCAGGUGGCAGUACAAGUUACCCAUGCUCAUUCGAGGACUGCAAAGGAAAAGAGCUUCUUCCUGUUAUAUGUCCCCAGUGUGAAAAACACUUCUGUUUGGCUCAUCGUCAUCAAGAUGAUCACAAAUGUGAGAAGUUGGAAGUCCAGAAGCCUCGAAUGGCAGCCACCAAAGAGCUUGUGCAGAAGAUUGUAGAGUCAAAGGAUAGAUCAAAAAGCAAAGGGCGCAGAGGGGCAAAGAAUGCAGCCACUGCAGCCAAGGUAGCCCUGAUGAAACUGAAGCUGCAUGCUGAAGGGGACAAAGGACUGCCACAGACUGAAAGAACCUACUUUCAAGUUUACCUUCCAAAAGAAGCCAAAGACUGCAGCCAGCCCAUGUUCUUCUGUUCCAAGUGGAGUGUAGGGAAAGUGGUGGAUUAUGCAGCCUCACUAGCCAAUGUCAAGAAUAACAAUAAUUUACUAACAGCAAAGAAGCUGCGGCUCUGUCACCCUCAGACAGGUGAAGCUCUACGGAUGGAUGAUACCCUGCUCUCGCUGUUGGCUCAUCCAGAAAAUCCCUUGCAUAAUGGGGGUAAUGUGAUCUUGGAGUACCUGGACAAUGAGAGCACUGGGCUGGAGGAUGUUUCAGACUAUAUUACUCAGACAUGAUCAAUCUACAACAGCUUCUAUGCUACGAUGAAUUUGUUCUGUCUGUAUUUAUUAUUUUUGCCAAUAAAAUCUUUUUUAUUAUUA
Messenger RNA from Melanotaenia boesemani (Boeseman's rainbowfish), 924 nucleotides. It is a transcript of the gene zfand1, whose product is annotated as zinc finger, AN1-type domain 1. The record is from RefSeq and is a predicted model, not a curated record. The coding region runs from base 31 to 840 and encodes 269 amino acids. Gene Ontology annotation, cellular component: cytoplasmic stress granule; cytoplasm. Gene Ontology annotation, biological process: cytoplasmic stress granule disassembly. Gene Ontology annotation, molecular function: zinc ion binding. The transcript has 8 exons. NCBI's taxonomy places the organism in Eukaryota, Metazoa, Chordata, Actinopteri, Atheriniformes, Melanotaeniidae.